UUUGCGUCAUCGCGCCACGCCACCACCAGAGCCGGGGGAAGAUGGCGGCAGCCGUUCUGAGUGGACCCUCUGCAGGCUCCCCGGCUGGGGUUCCUGGCGGUGCCGGGGGUCUCUCGGCGAUGAACUCUGGACCGCGUCUUCGUUUGCUGCUGCUGGAGAGCGUUUCUGGGUUGCUGCAGCCGCGAACGGGGUCCGGCGUUGCACCCGUGCAUCCCCCAGUGCGCUCGGCCCCACAUUUGCCGGGGCUCAUGUGCCUCCUGCGGCUGCAUGGGACGGUGGGCGGGGCCCAGAACCUUUCUGCUGUUGGGGCAUUGGUGAAUCUCAGUAAUGCAUGUCUUGGUUCCUUGAAAACUCGGUUUGAGGGCCUAUGCCUGCUGUCCCUGCUGGUUGGGGAAAGUCCCACAGACAUGUUCCAGCAGCACUGUGUCUCUUGGCUUCGGAGCAUUCAGCAGGUGUUGCAGUCCCAGGAUCCACCACCCACCAUGGAGUUGGCUGUGGCUGUCCUGAAAGACCUGCUCCGUUAUGCAGCCCAGCUUCCUGCACUCUCCCGGGACAUCUCUGUCAACCACCUCCCUGGGCUUCUCACUUCGCUGCUGGGCCUCAGACCAGAGUGUGAACAGUCAGCAUUGGAGGGAAUGAAAGCUUGUAUGACCUAUUUUUCUCGGGCUUGUGGUUCUCUCAAAGGCAAGCUGGCCUCGUUUUUCCUGUCUCGGGUACAUUCCUUGAGCCCUCAACUUCAACAGCUGGCCUGUGAAUGUUACUCCAAACUUCCCUCAUUAGGAGCUGGCUUUUCCCAGGGCCUGAAGCACACAGAAAGCUGGGAGCAAGAGCUGCACAGCCUUCUGGCCUCACUGCACAGCCUGCUGGGGGCUCUGUAUGAGGGAGCAGAAACAGCUCCUGUGCAAAAUGAAGGCCCUGAUGUGGAGACACUGCUUUCCCACUCAGAAGAAGGUGAUGCCCAUGUUCUUCUCCGGCUUCAGCAGAGGUUUUCGGGACUGGCCCGCUGCCUGGGGCUGAUGCUCAGCUCUGAAUUUGUGGCUCCUGUGUCUGUGCCUGUGCAGGAAGUCUUAGAUCUCAUCUGCCGGAUCCUCAGUGUCAGUGGCAAGAAUAUUAGCUUGCUUGGAGAUGGUCCUCUACGGUUGCUGCUGUUGCCCUCUAUCCACCUUGAAGCCUUGGACCUGCUCUCUGCUCUCAUCCUUGCGUGUGGAGGCCGGCUCUUACGCUUUGGGUCCCUGAUCAGCCGCCUGCUCCCCCAGGUCCUUAAUGCCUGGAGCAUUGGCAGGGACACCCUCUCUUCAGGCCAAGAGCGGCCUUACAGCACCAUUCGGACUAAAGUGUAUGCUGUGUUAGAACUGUGGGUACAGGUCUGUGGCACCUCUGCAGGGGUGCUUCAGGGAGGAGCCUCUGGAGAAGCCCUGCUCACUCACCUGCUCAGUGACAUCUCUCCACCAGCUGAUGCCCUCAAGCUUCGCAGUCCCAGAGGGAGCCCUGAUGGGGGUUUACAAACUGGCAAGCCCAGUGCACCCAAGAAGCUAAAGCUGGAUAUGGGGGACGCUGUGGCACCGCCCAGCCAGCGGAAAGGAGAUAAUAAUGCCAACAGUGAUGUGUGUGCAGCUGCACUGAGAGGCCUCAGCCGGACCAUCCUCAUGUGUGGGCCUCUCAUCAAGGAGGAGACUCACAGGAGACUGCAUGAUCUGGUCCUACCCCUGGCCAUGGGUGUUCAGCAGGGCGAGGUCCUGGGCAGUUCCCCGUACACCAGCUCCUGCUGCCGCCGUGAACUCUACCGCCUGCUGCUGGCCCUACUCCUGGCGCCUUCUCCUCGCUGCCCACCUCCUCUCUCCUGUGCUCUUCAGGCUUUUUCCCUUGGCCAGAGAGAAGAUAGCCUUGAGGUCUCCUCUUUCUGCUCAGAAGCGCUGGUGACUUGUUCUGCUUUGAUCCACCCUCGAGUUCCUCCCCUCCAGACUGUGGGCCCCACUUGCCCCACACCUACCUCAGUUCCCCCUCAUGAGGCCCCAUCUCUGUUCAGAGCCCCACCCUUCCAUCCCCCAGGCCCCAUGCCCUCCGUGGGCCCCAUGCCCUCUGCAGGCCCCAUGCCCUCCUCAGGCCCAUUACCUUCUGCAGGCCCCAUGCCCUCUGUAGGCUCCAUGCCUUCUGCAGGCCCUGUGCCCCCAGCACGCCCAGGGCCUCCAGCCACAUCCAAUCACCUUGGCUUGUCUGUCUCAGGCCUGGUGUCUGUUCCUCCUCGGCUUCUUCCUGGCCCUGAGAACCACCGUGCGGGCUCCAGUGAGGACCCUGUCCUUGCCCCUAGUGGGACUCCUCCACCUACCAUACCCCCAGAUGAAACUUUUGCGGGGAGAGUGCCCAGACCAGCCUUUGUCCACUACGAUAAAGAAGAGGCAUCUGAUGUGGAGAUCUCCUUGGAAAGCGACUCUGACGACAGUGUGGUAAUUGUGCCUGAGGGGCUACCACCUCUGCCCCCACCACCGCCCUCUGGCAACAGUCCUCCCCCGGUGGCCCCCACUGGGCCACCAACAGCCUCCCCUCCUGUGCCAGCCAAGGAAGAGCCUGAAGAACUUCCUGCAGCCCCAGGGCCUCUCCCUCCUCCCCCGCCUCCACCUGUCCCUGGUCCUGUGACGCUUCCACCACCCCAGUUGGUUCCUGAAGGGACUCCUGGAGGGGCAGGACCCCCAGCCUUGGAAGAAGACUUGACAGUUAUUAAUAUCAACAGUAGUGAUGAAGAAGAAGAGGAAGAGGAUGAAGAGGAAGAAGAGGAGGAGGAAGAAGAGGAAGAAGAAGAAGACUUUGAGGAAGAGGAAGAAGAGGAAGAAGAGUAUUUUGAGGAGGAAGAAGAGGAAGAAGAGUUUGAAGAAGAGUUUGAAGAGGAGGAAGGUGAGCUAGAGGAAGAAGAGGAGGAAGAGGAAGAGGAGGAGGAAGAGUUGGAAGAGGUCGAAGACUUGGAGUUUGGUUCAGCAGGGGGUGAGGUAGAAGAAAGUGGACCGCCAGCCCCUACCUUGCCUCCAGCUCUGCCCCCUCCAGAGUCUCCCAAAGUGCCGCCUGAGCCAGAACCUGAACCCGGGCUUCUGUUAGAAGUGGAAGAGCCAGGAACUGAAGAGGAGCCUGGGGCUGAGACAGCCCCCACCCUGGCUCCUGAGGUGCUGCCCUCCCAGGGUGAGGUGGGAGGGGAAAGCCCCACUGGAGGGCCAGCUCCUCAGGAGCCAGUUGAAGAAGAGCCCUCUGAUCCCCCAACUCUACUGGAAGAGGAGACAGAAGGUGGAGGUGACAAGGUGCUGUCUCUACCAGAGACACCUGCAGAAGAGAUGGAGGCAGAGGCCACAGCUGUGCAGGAAAAGGAGGAGGAUGACACAGCUGCCAUGCUGGCUGAUUUCAUCGAUUGUCCCCCUGAUGAUGAGAAGCCGCCACCUCCCACGGAGCCUGACUCUUAGCUCUCCUUUGCACCCACCACCUUGUUUCCAAUAAAGUUAUGUCCUAAGGUAUUGAUGCUGCUUCCAGCCCUUGCCAGUGUCCCCAGUAAGGAGCCUGGGUCUCUGCUGAGGUUUUCAAGGUAUCUGUAGUCUCCAGAUGUCUUCAUAACGGGCCUACUGUCUCCAGUGACCAGAGGAGGAGCCGCCACUACCUCGGGCUUUCCUACUCAGUCUUGAGAUCUGUAUAUUUUCCAGUCAGUCCACUUAAGCACUUGUCUUUGCUUUAGGUCUUGCUAGGAGGCCUGAGUCUAGAGCUGUAUUUGUGAGGGUAGCAAGGUUUGUGGGCUUGAGGUAGGGGCCCAAUGAUGCUUUUACUCAGGCUUUUGAUGUAUGAACAUAAGUGCUUUGGAAAUGUGAAAAAGGGAAUCAUUCCUCCCAACUGUGUACAUCCUGAAGGGCUUCUUGUAGGAGGUGGCAUUUGAGCUAAUUUUUGGAAACUUUAGUAAGGUUUAAAAAAGUAUUGUCCAAGCUUAGUAUAUUAAGAAAUUUCAACCCCUCAAAAAAGUUGUGAGAGGAGCUGGGGAUUUAGCUCAGUGGCAUCGCACCUGCCUCACAAGUGCAAAGUCCUGUGUUUGUUCCCUGGUACCAAAAAAAAGUUGUGAGAAUAGUAUAAUGUGUAAUAUUUGCCUAAAUUAAUAGUAAUAUUUAGUCAUGGUACUUUUUUAUUUCUGUAUAACUGUAUCUGUAUAUAGACUUGCAUUUGUAGGUACACAUAAAUUACUAUAUCUGUAUACAUUUCUCUUUGUGGGACUCUGUGAAAGUAAGUGGUGGACAUAGCCUUCUUCAACAUUUUCUUUUUCUUUUUAACAUUUUCUGAUAGAUUAAGAAUACAGUCACAAUUCCAUUAUCAAAUCUAAGAAAAGUAACAGUAAUUCAUUAAUACAGAUAGUCUCUCACUUAUGAUGACAGUUGGACUUUAGAGUUUUUGACUUUACUAUGGUGUAGGGUGCCAUUUAUUUUUAAACUUAUUGAAUGGCCUAAGACAGCAAGGAUUACAUUCUGCUUUUUGCUUUCAGUACAGUUUUCAGUAUGUUACUUGAGGUAUUAACACUUUACUGUAAAAUAGGCAUUGUAGAUGAAGAUUUCACCCAGUUGUGGGAUAAUGUAAGUGUUUCGAGCACAUUUAAGGUGGGCCUGGCUAAAUUAUGAUUGGUGGGUUAGGUGUAUUACGUGCAUUUUCAAAACAUUAUUUUCACACUUAUGAUGGGUUUAUUGGUAUGUAACCCCAUCAUAAAAUAAGGAGCAUCUGUAUUGUAUAUAUUAUCAUCAGAUUUUCCUAUUUAUUUCUAAACUGUCUAUGCUGCUCUGCCUUCCUAAAUUAGUUCAAGAGUUUUUUUUUUUUUGGUACCAGGGAUUGAACUCAGGACCUUGUGCUUAUGAGGCAGGUGGUGGCACCACUGAGCUAAAUCCUGGCCCUAAGAGGAGUUUUUAUUAGGUGAAGACUACUUAAAGCUUUAGAAUCAUUGCAAGGACAGAGGUGCACAAGUGUCAAAUCUUCUCUAUUAGUGGUUUUUCAGAAAGUGAAAGAACCUGAUUUCUGGAAACUAUAGAUGGAUAAAGUUGGGAAGGGAUAUAAUAAAUGUUUUCCCUUUUUUUUUUGAAGACAGGGUCUCACUAUGUAGUUGAGACUGAC
This is a messenger RNA of Fukomys damarensis (Damara mole-rat), 5115 nucleotides long. RefSeq names its product proline, glutamate and leucine rich protein 1 (gene Pelp1). Gene Ontology annotation, cellular component: nucleus. NCBI's taxonomy places the organism in Eukaryota, Metazoa, Chordata, Mammalia, Rodentia, Bathyergidae. The coding region runs from base 42 to 3443 and encodes 1133 amino acids. The record is from RefSeq and is a predicted model, not a curated record. The transcript has 17 exons. Gene Ontology annotation, biological process: rRNA processing.